Dovyalis caffra is the source of this 1215-nucleotide messenger RNA. The record is from the annotation of a GenBank genome assembly. NCBI's taxonomy places the organism in Eukaryota, Viridiplantae, Streptophyta, Magnoliopsida, Malpighiales, Salicaceae.
GUCACACCUCCGAAGCCAACGAGGAUUACAUACUUUAUUGGUAAGAAACUCUUGCCCGAAUUCUUUUUACCACAAUUUCCCAUUUUCCCGCAAGAUGUUUAUGCACUAACUUGUAAUGUGGCUCAGGUACAACAUCUGAGGACCAUUAUGUCUUCUUUCUCCAUGGAAAGGUCCCUAUCACGUCUACAAUGUCUUAUCUCCAAGUCCAGCAAGAAGCAAGAAAAUGAAGAAAGCCAAGACAUGCAGAAAAAAGCCAAAAAGAAGUACAAAGCUUUAAUCUCAACUCUUCCCAAAGAGAGAGGAAGUUCUGUGCUUGACACUCUCUACCAAUACCAAGGCUUUUGGAUCCCAAUCAACCCAUCUCUAAAAGGUAUGCUUUUCAUGCAAGACCACUUCAAGGCUCAACCUACUGAUAUUUUCUUGGCAUCCCCUCCUAAAUGUGGCACCACAUGGCUUAAAGCUCUCAUUUUCGCCAUCAUAAAUAGAGCUCAGUUUGAUUUAUCCACCCACCCUUUGCUCACAGCUAAUCCACAUGACCUUGUUCCCUUCUUGGAAGGAUACCUGUACGAACAUCAAUCCGUUUCUGGUCUUGAAGCUCUUCCCUCGCCUCGCGUCAUUGCUACUCACAGUCCUUACCCGUUGUUGCCGAACUCCAUGGUCAAUUCUGGCUGCCGCUUUGUUUAUGUUUGUCGUGACCCAAAAGAUGCUGUUGUUUCAAUGUGGCACUUCACAGAAAAAUUAUUGCCAAAACUACUCCCUCGUUAUCCAAUAAAAGAUGUAUUUGAGAAAUUUUGUCGAGGAGUUUCACACUACGGACCUUUUUGGGACCACGUUUUAGGCUACUGGAAAUUAAGCUUAGAAAUGCCGGAGAAAGUACUGUUUCUCAAAUACGAGGAUUUGAAGAAAGAUCCCUUAAAUCAUGUCAAGAGGUUAGCUAAAUUUUUGGGUCAACCCUUUACACAGGCGGAAGAAAGUGAUGGGGCGGUGCAAGAAAUAAUAAAGCUAUGCAGUUUCGAGAGUUUGAGCAAUUUGAAGGUCAACAAAAGUAGUCGAACUCGAUUCCGUUCCAAGAACUCCGACUUUUUCAGGAAAGGUAAAGUUGGUGAUUGGGAGAAUCAUCUUACAGAAGAAAUGGCUGCUGUUUUAGAUCAUAUAAUGAAGGAAAAGCUACGUGAUUCUGGAUUGACAUUGAAAGUGACACCGUAUUUCGCAUGA